AGACGCAAGGAGGGAGAAAGUUCGAGAGGGAGGGAGGGAGAGAGAGAGAGAGAGAAAGUUCGAGAGGGAGGGAGAGUCAGAGUCAGAGAGGAGAGAGAGAACUUUGUGUUUCCUCCUCUCUCUCUCUCUCUGUGUUUUUAUUUUGAGCGCUCGCUCCUCUGAGCGCACACGCGCGCGGUGUGGAGCGAUGGAGCUGUCAUCCAUCGGAGACCAGGUGUUCGCGGUGGAGUCCAUCACGAAGAAGAGGAUGAGGAAGGGUAAUGUGGAGUAUCUACUGAAAUGGCAGGGAUGGCCCCCAAAGUACAGCACUUGGGAACCGGAGGAAAAUAUUUUGGAUCCCCGCCUGGUCCUGGCCUACGAGGAGAAUCAGGAGAAGCUCCGAGCUCUGGCCUAUCGCAGGAAAGGUCUCAGACCCAGGAGGCUCCUGCUGCGGAACUCAAUGCUGCUGUUCACACCUCCAAACAAACACAGGAGUGACUCCUCUGUCACCUUUGCCCUGACGCAGAACAUUUUUGCGAUGGACCUGCGGAGCGCCCACAAGGUCGCAGUGAAGCCGCCGCCCCGGCUGCGUCUCUCCCUCACCCGCGCCAUGAGCACGGACGUGGACACGGGCGAGUGCAGCACAAUGUACCGCCACCCGCUGAGGAGGAGUAGCAAGCAGAGGGGGGCUAAGCGGGGGCCGGACGAGCCCUCGAACGAACCCCUCCAGCCGCUGAGCAAGAAGGAGGAGCCCAUGGAGGAGGACUGGAGCGGCACCAGCGAAGAGGAGAAGCAGGAGGAGUCCGAAAGCACCGCAGAGGAGCAACAGGAGGACAGUUUAUACGGUGUGUCGGAGUGCAGCUCCCCCCCGCUGCUGCAGCGACAGGACUUGAUGGACGAGGAGGAGAAGGUGUACACCGAGCUGACCAUGGCGGACUCGGACGCAUGGACUGAUGGACCGGAUGCAUGUGACACUAAAGAGGACCAAACGUCAACGUGCAGCCAAUCGAAGGACGGCGCCUUGGCGAUGGUGGCCAGACCAGAAGAUGCAGUAACCGUGGGCGACAGGUCAGAUUGGGAGGAGGAGGAGGAGGAGGAGGAGGAGUCAGGGUCGGCGUGUCUCAGAUUAGAGGGGGGGGACACGGUCUCGGUGAUAGUGAGCGUUCAGGACACCGGCAUGAUGGCGGGCGCCGCCUACUCCGCUCCUGAGGAGAGGACCGAGGAGGUGGGCGGCGACAAACAGAGCGUGACCACACCCCCCACAGAGCGGUCCGGGAGCGUGAUCGUGACGAACGUGACCAUCAACGCGCUGACGGUGACUUUCAAAGAGGCGACGGUGGCCGAAGGCUUCUUUAAGAGCAGCUGAACCCAGAACCCCCAAACCACCACGAUCAGAGUUACCGCUCAUUUUCUACGUGUAAAUAGUCGUUUAUGUAAAAAAUAAUUUCCACGUUUACAGAACUACACUCAUUUCCUACUGAGUACCAUGAAGACAUUUUUUCACCUUUUGAGGAAAAAGGAGUGAGCGAUGAUUUUAAUCAGUGCUGCUCAUUAAUCAGACAAGAGGUCCCUCCCCCCCCAAAAGGACAAUCUGUUGCAAUAAAUCGAUCACAAUGGUUUCCAUUCCCGGGGCCGCUGGGUUUACAGAGCAAGGCGAGGCCUGACACACGUUCCAGUCCACUUACUUCCACGCAGCAGCUGUUUCCAGUCGUCUUCGGUCAUUUCCAGGCGGACUCACGUCUGCUCCCGGGGCCCGUUUCAGUCGCUCCUCUUUCUUACGGAAAAACUUUUUUUUUUUUUUUGUAAAGACACUGCUCUUGUUUUCUUCUUUGUUGUUUUCAGUUUGCACACCGAGCUGAACCGCAUGACCUGCCAGUCUGUGCCACGCGUGCACAAAGCACUGUCCUGUGUUUUAUUGAAGAGGUUUAUUUCUGUCACAAAAGACAUGAAACAAAGAGAUAGAAUGAAUGCCUCCUGCUUAGAUGAAGUUCUGCAUUUCAAGGGAGGUGGAGAAGAAGAAGAAAAAAAGAAGUACACAGUUGUGUUCGCUGUCUGCUGUCUUUUACUUUAUAAAGUGCUAUCUGGUUCUAUUUUUGUAUUAUCAAUUGAUAGUCCGCUCUUUCACUUUCACUCGCCUUUGUGCAUUUCAAAAGAGGAGCUAUCAGUUUACACUGCCGCUGACAGCGCUGUGUAGGGUGAGGCUGACAAGGAAGAAACUGUACGUUAGGUCAAGACCGGUAGGAUAUUAUUUAUUUGCAUGUCACAUGUAUAAGCUAAAGUAAUUUAUGUCACUAAAUGUAUGUGAAUCAGUCUCUUAUGUGACACAGGUAACAUGUCUCUUACAAGCUAAUUUUUAUUUUGACUGCAUUUCCAAUAAAUAUGAACUAAAGAAA
This is a messenger RNA of Platichthys flesus (European flounder), 2372 nucleotides long. RefSeq names its product chromobox homolog 7a (gene cbx7a). The coding region runs from base 188 to 1345 and encodes 385 amino acids. NCBI's taxonomy places the organism in Eukaryota, Metazoa, Chordata, Actinopteri, Pleuronectiformes, Pleuronectidae. The transcript has 6 exons. The record is from RefSeq and is a predicted model, not a curated record. Gene Ontology annotation, biological process: negative regulation of transcription by RNA polymerase II. Gene Ontology annotation, cellular component: PRC1 complex.